AUUGCAUCACAUCCGAGUGAGUUAUCUGAGGGUGUGUGACUGAGUGUGUGUGUGUGUUUUUUUUCUUCUUUUUCUUCCAUUUCACAUGUUCAGUCAGAUCAGGAAGUGUGAUGCUGUAACAGAAGAGGAGGAGGAAGCGGGCACACAAUGGCACUAUGUCUGCUUUGCGGCCUUGUAACAUGAGAGGCCCCCGGCUGAAGACCCUUAUGUUUCUUCUUCUUCUGCUGCUGACCGCUCUGACACGCACAGGGUUGUGUCAAGAUGAAGAUGGUUCAGAAGAAGAUGUGACACAAGAUGAGACAGGUGACCUAGGCUCAGUUGUGGAUGGUGACACAGAAACCUCAGACCCAGCUGAUCCUGAUGCCACCUCGUCACCGGAAAACCCCACUACAGUGAAAACAGAUGGAAACCCCACAGAUGAAGAACCUGAAGGCUCAGGAGAAGAAACACCGGAGGAAAUCCACGAUCCAGAUGGAACCUUCCCACCAACAGAGGAUGAGAUUUUGAAUCCCAUCAUCAUCCUGAUCCCUGUGGUGCUGGCGGUCGUCAUUAUCGGCAUGAUAGUCUGCAGUAUUUUCAUCAAGCGCAGGUGGAACAACAAAGCCAGAAAUCAAGAGCUGAGGAAAGAGGAUCCAUAUUUGGAUGGUCCCAGUACAGAAAAGGUGCCAAUGCCCAUGUUUGAAGAGGAUGUCCCCUCAGUCCUGGAGUUAGAGAUGGAAGAGUUGGAGUGGAUGAAAAAGGAUGGUGACACUGCAGAGGACUCUAAACAAGCAUGAAUCUAUGUUAUGGUUAGGACACUCUCCCCUAGUAUGCAAGGACACACAGCCAACAUGCUUCGCUGCCAACUUGGAGUGUCCAACCUUCAAACAACAUCUGUGACCACAGGAACUAAUCUGACUGCCAGGAAAUGACAUCAUCACAUUUAAAGGACUCUCACAAUGGACAGCGACGUGCAAAAAUCCGACUGAAACCUGUUACAGAGUGGCUCCAAAGUGAUCCUUUUUUUGCCUUUUAUGUAUUGUUUUUGGCAUGCUUUGCCUAUUUCUUUUUCUUUUUAUUGAAAUUGUGUGAAUUUUUAGCAAUAGUCAGUCAUUCCAGGUAAAUGCACAGAACGUUCUGUCCCAUUAAUGGUACAAAUUGAAAAGCAUUACCUUUAACAUGAACACAGUGCAGCAGCUACUAUAACCCCUUUUCUGCUAAUGCUCUUACUGCCAAAGAGAUUGUUAUUGUCCUAAAGUGCAUUAGGGCAAUACUGAACCCCUCCCCUGCACAUACAGAUAUGACUGCUCAUAGUUUCUGCUGGAAGUUUCUCUUUGUUGUGUUUAAACUGUGCGACUGCCUCCAGCUGCAGGUGUUAUGGGGAAAUAUCCUGUUGAAGAUUGCAGGCACGCAUGACAGAGAAGGCCUCUCCUUUUCACGCCUGGACACAGCUUAUUGAGAAACUGUUGUGUUUUUCCUAAACAGAAAUCUCAAAGUGUGAAAUCAGUUGGAUUCUAUCGCUGCGUCUUUUGAUAAAUUCUUUGCUUGUUGCUGAAGCAGCUUUUCUUAAAGCUGCUGCCGCUGAUAAGAUUGUCAUCUCGCCAUAGAUAAUAACUCUAUCUGAAGAUGCUGCAUGUUUUGCAGCAUAUUUUGCAAAUGUUUUGCUUUCAGUUUGGACUAUAAAGUGUUGAUCGAAGCAGUCAGGAUUCUGAUCUCAAAAUGAGUGCAACUUUUCAAAACGUAUCAGUCAGUAUUUUGCAGUUUCUUGCAGUGUAAAUAUGAGAGAACAAAAAGUUAAUAUUUUCAAGGAAUGCCUUCUGUAAAUAUUUCAUAAAAUGCUUUGGUACUGCUUUGUUGUUGUAGUUGAUGAAGCUUUGAAAAAUAAAAUAUUUGUAAUUAUUUCUUACACACACUGGCUGUGUGGCUGAAAGUCGACCUGUCAGCAAAUCUUCCAUUUUUUCUUAUAGGCUGAAAUAUCUCCACAACUAUUCGAUGAAUUGCUCUGAAAUUUGGUACAAACAUAAUUGGUUUACAGAGAUACAUCAUAUUAAUAAAAGCUUGAAGAUAUAUUUAUGUAGCGUCACAGUGAGGUAACUGUGUUUCUGCUUCCAACUCAAUCAGCUGGCAGACAGCCUUCUCUUCUUCAGUUUAAACAGAUUUCUUCCACAACCUCUGUUAGCCUGACAUCUUGUUUCUAUCGAAAUGUGAAGCUGUCCAUGCUCAGCUGUUGUUAACACGCAUAGUGUCAUAUUUAAAGUAACUCGUAUGACCAUUCACCUACAAUCUUCAUUAAAGCCAGUGUACUCAGUUUGUCCUUCCAAUGAGCUCAUGGGAAGCCCCGCUCCACACUUCAAUGGAGGACAUUUCCAAACAUCUUGUUUCAACUCUGAGGAAAGGAUGAUGUAUUGUGAACAGCAUGUUGUUAUAAUAGAUGAGCAGGACCCCAACACGACGCACAUACCUGCAUAACCGUACAGCCCUUCCAAUGCACCUUUUUUACAUGUUUGUUUUUUACAUUUUAUAUUGUUUUAUCUUGCUGUGUUUAACUCCCUUGACUGUAGUAUUUUUGUCAUUUACUUGCCUUUUUACUUUUUUAUUUGACUUCUGUGUUCAUUGUUUUUGCACCAAAACAUCUAGUCAAAUUCCUUGUAUGUGUAAACCUACUUUGCAAUAAAUCUGAUUAUGAUUUCUGAUUCUAACUUUCCUACUUUUCUAUUUGCAGAAUGUAAAUAUAUUUAUUUUAUGACACUUUGAGCAUUUCUUUUCAUCUUUCCUGAUUGAGAUAACUUUAAUGAUAAUUUGACUCUCCAUAAAGAGCAUCAUCAUAAUAAAUCGUUACUCAUAGUUCUGACCACAAACCUGUUUCAAUUCAACGUUUAAUGUUUUAAAAGUUAUUAUAACUUUGCCUUCUAGCACACUGAACUAAGAAAAUGUAUGUUAUGGUUAUUUCAUGGUAGAAUGUGUGCUUAGUCUUUUUGCUUUAAACAACAUACGGCCUGGUACACAACUGGUAGCAUGCCCGUAAACUCAAUAAAGAUACAAGUAAAUCAUUUAGAUCAAUGUGAUUCCAUCCCAUCCCAUUUUUUUUUACAAUUGUUAAAGUGUGCUCCACUCUCUACUCUGCACUGUUUGUCUGAUGGGAUUCUGGGAGCAAGGUUGGACAGUUCACACUAACCAAUGAAUACAAAUGAGAGAGAAGUCUUGUACUCCAUUUCCUCCUUUUUUUCACUUUCUCAUUAGAUUUCCAGACAGCAGUCCUGUCCAUCAGCUCACACUGUCUGCAUCAUCACUGCUGUCUGGCUGCUCAAACAUGCUGACUAAACAUUGACAUUUUCAUUUUCAACAUUGACACCUGAGAAAAUUAUGUUUACUCAGGUAAAUCAACUCUGUGUCUGUCUGGUAAUAAAAGGGUUGUAAGAUC
Messenger RNA from Labrus mixtus (cuckoo wrasse), 3400 nucleotides. It is a transcript of the gene tmem154, whose product is annotated as transmembrane protein 154. The coding region runs from base 156 to 776 and encodes 206 amino acids. NCBI's taxonomy places the organism in Eukaryota, Metazoa, Chordata, Actinopteri, Labriformes, Labridae. The record is from RefSeq and is a predicted model, not a curated record. The transcript has 9 exons.